This is a messenger RNA of Oncorhynchus masou masou (cherry salmon), 5542 nucleotides long. RefSeq names its product zinc finger protein 271-like. The transcript has 2 exons. Gene Ontology annotation, biological process: regulation of transcription by RNA polymerase II. Bases 219 to 2615 code for a protein of 798 amino acids. The record is from RefSeq and is a predicted model, not a curated record. Gene Ontology annotation, cellular component: nucleus. Gene Ontology annotation, molecular function: DNA-binding transcription factor activity, RNA polymerase II-specific; RNA polymerase II transcription regulatory region sequence-specific DNA binding. NCBI's taxonomy places the organism in Eukaryota, Metazoa, Chordata, Actinopteri, Salmoniformes, Salmonidae.
GCAGCAACAGUCAGUCAGACACCUCGGUAGCUUGCUAGACAAACCAGCCGAACCAAUAUAGCUCUUUAGACGCUUUCGUGUAUAUUAGCCACUGUGUUUUAAACCCAUUUCUGUCGUCUAGUUAGUUAUCUGAUUUAAUUUCAUAUUUACGGUGUUGUUGUUAUUAUUCAGCUAGCGGGGUGGUUAAGUUAGCAUUAGCCUAGCUAACAUCCCCGACCAUGCGGUCACUAAGCUACUCUCCUUCUAAUGAAGAGAAGGAUAUCACAGUAAAACAAGAAGUAGGGAGUGGGGCCGUUACUGUGAAAGAAGAGGAGGACGCGUUCAGAGUGAAAGAGGAGGAGGAUGUUACAGUGAAAGGAGAGGAUGUAGUUUAUGGCGUGAAAGAGGAGGGGGAGGAGAUGACUGUAACAUCGAAAAAGGAGGAGGAGGGAGAAGAGGAGGAACCUGGAUAUCUGGGCCCGGUUUCCCAAACGCAUCUUAAGGCAUCCAAUGGUUCUAACGAAGAAUUUAGCCAUAAGAUGGUUUUGAGAAACCGUUCCCUGAUUAACACUGGAGAGAGACGUGACUAUCGUGGAUCCUCUGGGGAGCCUCAACAACCUCAUGAUGCUGAGGAGACAGAGAAGAGUCUCUCCAGAUCAGAACACCUCAAUAAACACCCGCAGAGACCCACAGGGAAGAGAACUCAUUGCUGCUCUGACUGUGGGAAGAGAUUCACAUCAUCAGGCAUUAAAAUUCAUCAGAGAACACACACAGGAGAGAAAUCUUAUAGCUGUGGUCAAUGUGGGAAGAGUUUUGGUCAAUCUGGAGAUCUGACCUUACACAAGAGAACACACACAAGAGAGAAACGUUAUAUUUGUGAUCAUUGUGGGAAGAGUUUUGUUUAUGCUUGCCAUCUGACUCAACACCAGAGAACACACACAGGAGAGAAACCUUAUAGCUGUGAUCAAUGUGGGAAGAGUUUUACUUUAUCUGGCAAUCUGACUCAACACCAAAGAACACACACAGGAGAGAAAUCUUAUAGCUGUGAACAUUGUGGGAAGAGUUUUGUUUAUGCUUGCCAUCUGACUCUACACCAAAGAAUACACACAGGAGAGAAACCUUAUAGCUGUGGUCAAUGUGGGAAGAGUUUUAGUCAAUCUGGAGAUCUGACUGUGCACAAGAGAAAACACACAGGAGAGAAACCUUAUAGCUGUGAUCAUUGUGGGAAGAGUUUUGUUUUUGCUUGCCAUCUGACUCAACACCAGAGAACACACACAGGAGAGAAACCUUAUAGCUGUGAUCAAUGUGGGAAGAGUUUUACUUUAUCUGGCAAUCUGACUCAACACCGAAGAACACACACAGGAGAGAAAUCUUAUAGCUGUGAACAUUGUGGGAAGAGUUUUGUUUAUGCUUGCCAUCUGACUCAACACCAGAGAACACACACAGGAGAGAAACCUUAUAGCUGUGGUCAAUGUGGGAAGAGUUUUAGUCAAUCUGGAGAUCUGGCAGUGCACAAGAGAAUACACACAGGAGAGAAAUCUCAUAGCUGUGAUCAGUGUGGGAAGAGAUUUGCUACAUCUGGCCACCUGACUCUACACCAGAGAACACACACAGGAGAGAAACCAUGGAGCUGUGAUCAAUGUGGGAAGAGAUUUGCUACAUCUGGCCACCUUACUCGACACCAGAGAAUACACACAGGAGAGAAACCUUAUAGCUGUGAUCAAUGUGGGAAGAGAUUUGCUACAUCUGGCCAACUGACUCUACACCAGAGAACACACACAGGAGAGAAACCUUAUAGCUGUGGUCAAUGUGGGAGGAGUUUUAGUCAAUCUGGAGAUCUGACAGUGCACAAGAGAAUACACACAGGAGAGAAACCUUAUAGCUGUGAUCAAUGUGGGAAGAGAUUUGCGACAUCUGGCCACCUGACUCUACACCAGAGAACACACACAGGAGAGAAACCUUAUAGCUGUGGUCAAUGUGGGAGGAGUUUUACUAAAUCUAGCAGUCUUACAGUACACCAGAGAAAACACACAGGAGAGAAACCUUAUAGCUGUGAUCAAUGUGGGAAGAGAUUUGCUACAUCUGGCCAACUGACUCUACACCAGAGAACACACACAGGAGAGAAACCUUAUAGCUGUGGUCAAUGUGGGAGGAGUUUUAGUCAAUCUGGAGAUCUGACAGUGCACAAGAGAAUACACACAGGAGAGAAACCUUAUAGCUGUGAUCAAUGUGGGAAGAGAUUUGCGACAUCUGGCCACCUGACUCUACACCAGAGAACACACACAGGAGAGAAACCUUAUAGCUGUGGUCAAUGUGGGAGGAGUUUUACUACAUCUAGCAUUCUGACAUUGCACCAGAGAAUACACACAGGAGAGAAACCUUAUAGCUGUGGUCAAUGUGGGAAGAGAUUUGCUACAUCUGGCCACCUGACUCUACACCAGAGAACACACACAGGAGAGAAACCUUAUAGCUGUGGUCAAUGUGGGAAGAGUUUUAGUCGAUCUGGAGUUCUGACCAUACACAAGAGAACACACACAAGAGAGAAACAUUAUAUCUGUGAUCAUUGUGGGAAGAGUUUUGCUUCAUCUGGCCACCUGACUCUACACCAGAGAACACACAGGAUUGAAAUUUCAUAGCUGUGACCAGAGAUCAUCUGAUAAAAGAUCUCUGAUCAAAUAUUAGUUAAUACAUACAUGAAGGAGUUGUUUCAUGAUUUCAGUGAAUUAAUGUCACAAUGUAGAAUGAUUUUUACAUUGUAGUAGGAGUAUUGUAAUGAUUUCAUAAUGUAGAAGCCUAAACGUGUGCCCCCUUAUGAAUUGAUUUCAACAUGUUAUGGAUAUUAGCCUCAUGGGGAAAAUCCAGGCUCUGAAAUGGAAGAGUACUAUAUCGGAUCAAAUCAAAUGUAUUUAUAUAGCCCUUCUUACAUCAGCAGAUGUCUCAAAGUGCUGUACAGAAACCCAGCCUAAAACCCCAAACAGCAAGCAAUGCAGGUGUAGAAGCACGUUGGCUAGUAAAAACUCCCUAGAAAGGCCAAAAUCUAUGAAGAAACCUAGAGAGGAACCAGGCUAUGAAGGGUGGCCAGCCCUCUUCUGGCUGUGCCGGGUGGAGAUUAUAACAGAACAUGGCCAAGAUGUUCAAAUGUUCAUAAAUAACCAGCAUUGUCAAAUCAUAAUAAUCACAAUAGUUGUCGAGGGUGCAACAGAUCAACACCUCAGGAGUAAAUGUCAGUUGGCUUUUCAUAGCCGGUCAUUAAGAGUAUCUCUUCCGUUCCUGAUGUCUCUAGAGAGUUGAAAACAGCAGGUUUGGGACAGGUAGCACAUCCGGUGAACAGGUCAGUGUUCCAUAGCCGCAGGGAGAACAGUUGAAACUGGAGCAGCAGCACGGCCAGGUGGACUGGGGACAGCAAGGAGUCAUCAUGCCAGGUAGUCCUGAGGCCUGGUCCUCCGAGAGAGAGAAAGAAAGAGAGAAUUAGAGAGAGCAUACUGAAAUUCACACAGGACACCGGAUAAGACAGGAGAAGUACUCCAGAUAUAUCAAACUGACCCUAGCCCCCUGACACAAACUACUGCAGCAUAAAUACUGGAGGCUGAGACAGGAGGGGUCAGGAGACACUGGGCCAAACAGGAAGGAUAUAACCCUAACCAUUUGCCAAAGCACAAGCCCCAACACCGCUAGAGGGAUAUCUUCAACCACCAACUUACCAUCCUGAGACAAGGCCGAAUAAAGCCCACAAAGAUCUCCGCCACGGCACAACCCAAGGGGGAGCGCCAACCCAGACAGGAAGAUCACGUCAGUGACUCAACCCACUCAAGUGACGCACCCCUCCUAGGGACGGCAUGAAGGUGCACCAGUUUGCCAGUGACUCAGCCCCUGUAAUAGGGUAAGAGGCAGAGAAUCCCAGUGGAGAGAGGGGAACCGGCCAGGCAGAGACAGCAAGGACGGUUCGUUGCUCCAGAGCCUUUCCGUUUAUCUUCACACUCCUGGGCCAGACUACACUCAAUCAUAUGACCUACUGCAGAGAUGAGUCUUCAGUAUAGACUUAAAGAUUGAGACUGAGUCUGCGUCUCUCACAUGGAUAGGCAGACCAUUCCAUUCAAAUGGAGAUCUACAGGAGAAAGCCCUGCCUCCAGCUGUUUGCUUAGAAAUUCUAGGGACAAUUAGGAGUUGUGUUACACUUACCACGUUGGUGACCCACUUGAAUCAAAAUGCAACACUUCAAAAUGUGGCAUGCUGUUUUCUACAAAUUGUCCUCUAACCAGGGAUGUACACAUUACUCCCAGAUUCCGUGUGGUUUUUGAGCUGUUAGUUUUAACAGGACGUGCAAUCUCAUCUUCCCCUUUUUCGUGCAAUUGAUUUCAACGUGAUGACAAAUAAGUGUUGCGUUCCAUUGUUUAGCGACCCUACAUUUAAAUGCAUCACUCCAACAUGUCGCUGUCUUCUGCAGGUUGUCCUCUAACCAGUGAGGUAAAAUAUAUCUCCCAUUUCCAUGUGUUUUUUUUGUUGUGUCGGUUUCAACAGCACGUACAACCUAAUUUCCCCCCUAAUCGAUAUCAGUGCAUUAUUGCUAUUUGUCAAAACAUCAGUGUUUCUGGUGCUUGUGCAGUUUAUAAGGAGCUUGUUUUAAAAAUACAAGUAAUAUGAUUAUUGUGGCAGAUGUUUGUGUAUAUAGCACAUGUUAUGUUUAGGUUUUCAAUUUAUCCCCAAACUGUUCCUGCAUAUUGGUUAUUGAUUUGGACACGUUAAAACUGUGUUUUGACAUUGGGCUAUCCCACCAAGCAAAAUUAUAUUAAAAAGAGGUUGAAAAUAUGACUAUGCAAUCAAAUAUUUCAUAUUUAAAUUUCAUGUAACAUUUGGUAGUGAUAUUUAUUCAUGCAACCAACAUGACUAUUUUUUGGUACAAUUAUAUUGACAUUGUUGCCCUGUUUUUAGAAUAUCGGGGUUAAUUCUCACAUGUGCCAACCCAAAUGUACAUUGGGGACUGGGCCCAGAUGCAACAACAUGCCUAUCUAGUGAACCCUGAAAAGAGAGAGAAGCUCCGCAGUGAGGUGGAAAGUUAUUACGGAUAUAGCAGGAGUUUAGAGGGUUCUUAGAACUAUUGUGUGUGUUCUACUGAGGAUGGGCUUCUGGGAGAAAACACUGACAGGAGAUUUACAAUGUCUUUUGGGUGAUCUAACCUAAAGAGACCGCAUUCCAGAGCAUGAGUUAAUGUUUCUGUUCUCUAUGGUAUUAGGGAGAGAUGACCCCAGGGCCAGACCCUGGUCUCUACACAAAGAGUACUGUUUUUACAGCAGAUACUGUCUGCUGUGAAUUAUAAGUAUCUUUCAUACAAAUCUUAACCUUGUGACCCAUUCUAUACAUCUGUUGUUGGUCAUGUAGGUUGAAAGGGGUGUGUCUUAGCUAUAAAAGACCCUUGUACUUUUGUCUCGUGGCUCUCAACGAAUCAUCUUGGGCUGAUUUGUUGACCAGCCAUCAUUAUCGUAGAGCACUCAAUUGAUUCACUUUAUAUGUGUGUGUUGUAUUGACCUGCUCCCUUAUUAAUAAGUGAAUAAAGAUUUAGUUUAAG